Messenger RNA from Elaeis guineensis (African oil palm), 664 nucleotides. Its product is annotated as transcription factor bHLH153. Gene Ontology annotation, molecular function: protein dimerization activity; DNA-binding transcription factor activity, RNA polymerase II-specific; RNA polymerase II cis-regulatory region sequence-specific DNA binding. Gene Ontology annotation, cellular component: nucleus. NCBI's taxonomy places the organism in Eukaryota, Viridiplantae, Streptophyta, Magnoliopsida, Arecales, Arecaceae. The record is from RefSeq and is a predicted model, not a curated record. Gene Ontology annotation, biological process: regulation of transcription by RNA polymerase II.
CAGGAUUGCCUGAGACUACACUUCAUGAAGGGAAAUAAAUAUAUGACGGUAAAUGGGUGAAGAGACGCAUGGAAGCGGACGGAUGUCGGAGACGCAACAAUGGGUCAGUUUGCCUGCAAACGGUCCCAUAGUUUCCACCUCCUCAACAUCGUUUCUUGAGAUCAGUAAUCCCUUAAGAGCCAGGGACAAUGAGAUUUUCCAAAGCAGCUCUCAUAUGAGCGAUGGGAUUGUAGAAGCAGCAACAGUCCAACCCAUCAAAGAAGAAGACCAUCGGCAGGAUUUGGUGCAACCUCUUGAACAUUUUUCCUCAAAUAUUCCGUCUUCAUUGCUUAACAACACUGAAGGAGAAACAUGUCCACCUUUUCCAAUGCUGAAUCACAGCGGCCAUAUAUUAUUAUUUGAUAACAGUCGAAUUAAAAAGCCAUCUCCUGAUAGUUGUAGCUUUUCUUCUCAACAAAAGCACUUGGAAAAACCCAUAACCUCUCGUAUUACACCACUUAAGGUUCGAAAAGAGAAGCUUGGUGACAGAUUCGCCGCGCUGCAACAGCUGGUUUCACCAUUUAGGAAGGUGGAAAUAUUCAGAACCGAUGACUUUUUACGUGUUCCAAAACUAACUGAUAAGUUGAAUGCCACAAUGAUCACUCCUGUUCCUUGUUGCCACUAA